Molecule: messenger RNA, 2957 nt
Organism: Fundulus heteroclitus (mummichog)
Lineage: Eukaryota; Metazoa; Chordata; Actinopteri; Cyprinodontiformes; Fundulidae
Gene: tab3
Product: TGF-beta activated kinase 1 (MAP3K7) binding protein 3
Exons: 7
Coding region: 372-2192 (606 amino acids)
Cellular component (GO): extracellular exosome
Molecular function (GO): ubiquitin binding
Source: RefSeq, a predicted model, not a curated record
CGGUGUUGCGUCGCAAAGUGCGUCCCCCUGCCCUGACAACUCUCGCCGAAAAAUCAUCCGAUGCAACGUUUUCGUCUCGAGCUGCGGUGUGGCGCCUUUUCCGGCGACACACCGGGAAAUCCUGACAGUAUCGCGAUAAACUGAACCGCUCUGCAGUUCAGUUGCAGGGGCCCGACCGACGCUGUAAUGUGAAACUACAAGCUAUUUAGCCGAAGCAAACAAACUGCAGAACGUCCUCCCCGUCGUUUCCGAAAUAUGGCGGCGUCCCUUCACAGUCGGCUAUGCUUCUGAACGCAACGGAGACUUUUAACCCACGGGGAUGAGACGCCGUUUGCAUCUGUGGGCCCUUUGACUCGCUGUGUGGGUUCAGGAUGGCGCAGGGAGGCUCUCAAGUGGACUACCACGUCCUGCAAGACCUCAAGCAGCGAUUCCCGGAGAUCCCAGAGGUAGUUGUGUCUCAGGUCCUUCUGCAGAACAACAAUAACCUGGAUAUUUGCUGCCACCUGCUGUCUCAGGAAAGUAACAGAUAUCUCUAUGGAGACUUCCACCACAGUCCAGAGGAGAUGCGGAUGAGUCGAAACCGCAUGCUGCGCAUUAGCCUGGGCUAUCCAGGUGCGGAGGCCGGCAUGUCAAACGGAGGAGGGGCAGGAGUGGGGCGACCCUUGGUGCACAGCACCAGCGACAGUCACAUCGACCCCCAGCGGCCCAGCUACCCUGAACCGCUCUCGGCUCCUGCCACCAUGGCCCCGUCCCCCACUUUCAAUCCUUUUUUUAUGAACGAUCAGAGCCGCUCGUCCAACACGCCCACGCCUCCGCCCACGAUGCAAGGCAUGUCCCCAACGUACACCCCAGUCCCACGGUAUCCCAUGAACCCCAUAUCGGUCACUCUUCCGCAAACCAUACCCACCGUCCACCAGGCUCUGCAGAUUCCCCCUGGGCACUACCCUAACAGCACCAACACCACCCUGUACAAUCGACCCUCACCCUCUCAAAGUCCACAGCCGGCUCCCUGGUCCGCCUCGGCGGCGCCCGUCUAUCAGCAUCAGCAGUCCCCGUACAGUACUCCCACAUACGGCUCUCCUUACAGCUCGCCCCAGCAUCAGGUCCAGCCACAAACACAGCUACAGCCUGGGCAGCAGCAAUAUGUCUUCCAUCCCAUUAGCCCUCCAACCCUAAUAAAUAUGCCCUACCACCAGCAGCAACCCCCGCAGCAGUACAGGCCCUACCAAACGAAAAACCCUCAUACAAAGCAGAUCGAAAUCACUUUCGAAGGCCCACGGCCUCGCAGCAACUCACCUGUGCACACCCAGCAUCCCCAGGCCUCGCUUUACAUGGCCACAAGCCCCUCGCCCAGCUCCCCCUCGCGGGGCAUCCCGAUGAGCGGACCUCCUGGACCGGCGGCUUUCCACCCUGGAAUGUACUUGCAGCACCAAGGCAACGCAAGGCCUCUGCAGGCCUCCUCCCCCCAGCCAGGCCAGUCUGCCUAUACCUCCAAAUUUAAGUUGUCCCCCGGAGGCCAGGUUCAAAGACCGCCCAGCUCACCACCUGUCACUGAAGCUGAGUCUCUUCUCAACAUUGUAGAUCAGGGUGAGCACAGCACUACCCCAGCACCUAUCCUGCCCAUCUCCGCCCUGCCAGGGAACAUCGUCAGUCAGUUUCAGCAAAUGUCCCGGCGUUCAAGCUCCGCCUCUGAUGACUACGCUUACACACAAGCUCUUCUGCUCCACCAGCGGGCGAGGAUGGAGCGUUUGGUGAAGGAGCUGCACAUGGAGAAGCAGAAGCUGGAGCAGCUAAAGGGCGACGUCAAUAACAUGGAGUACGACGCCCUCCAAAGGCGUUUUCGACGAGUCAACUCCACACAUCUUGUACCCAGACCUGAGGAGAUUACCCGACUUCGAACUCAGAACAGACAGCUGCAGAUUGAUAUUGACUGCACUCUGAAGGAAACAGAUCUGCUGCAGUCCAGAGGGAAGUUUGACCCAAAAGCAAUGAGCAACUUUUAUGACAACAUUCAUUCUGGUCCGUUGGCGCCGACCAAUCCAGGGAAGAAAGAAGGGGAGCAGGCCUCCAAGCCAACGCCUCAGAGAGACGAGGAUUUCGAAGGCGCUCACUGGAACUGUGAUAGCUGCACCCUCCUCAACCACCCUGCACUCAACCGCUGUGAGGCGUGCGAGAUGCCACGCUACAGCUGAGCUUAGCAUGGCACGGCAUCGCCCAUCCCCCGCUCCUAAUCUACGCGAAUCUUUGGACGCCCGGAGCCCCGACCCCUCACAAUCCGUCUUGACCUCUGCGCCCCCGUCAAUGGAUAUACAAGCCCCGCCCCCUCCUACCUGCUGAGGAAGAGCCACUAUCUCCCCUCUGACUACUUGUCCUCCACGACUGCGCACCAUGACCAUAGUUUUCUCCGGCGUGACGAUGCAUUUCCUGGUGUGCGUCGAGCAAAGGGGCUCGGAAAAAGGGUGCGACUUGCAGCAGUGAGUGUAACAAAGCGGUUUAUGGAUCAAGGAGACGCGGCCGUGGUUUAACCGAGGGAACAUUCCAGGCAGAAGAGAGUGACUGCCCUGUUUACACUGUGCCGAUUACUGAACUCAGACCGGAGGCACGUCCACUUUAACCCGAGACCUUAGGCGUCGCUCAAUGACGGCAGAACAAAGAACAAAAGUGGUAUGUAAAGUUGUGACAAAUGCGAAUUGUAGAUUGUACACUGUAUCCCGGCUCCACGUGAGAGCUCGUAUCACUGAGAGAACACUAAGAGACACUUGCAUAAAAAAAAGUAUGCUCCUUGUACUUUUAUGCAUAUUAUGCCACCAUGUAUUAUGUGUUCAGAGGAUGUGGAUUUCCUGUGUAAAUGCCUCAACUUGCUGUACUUAAUAAAAGAGCUGAUUCUAUGUGACUUGACGACACAAGACUGCACAGUUUUCUUGUGAUUUCCUGAAUAAAAUGCUUUAUUUUAUUUU